Messenger RNA from Orbicella faveolata, 1905 nucleotides. RefSeq lists its product as uncharacterized. The record is from RefSeq and is a predicted model, not a curated record. NCBI's taxonomy places the organism in Eukaryota, Metazoa, Cnidaria, Anthozoa, Scleractinia, Merulinidae.
GACGUGGAGGAGUUGAAUUUGGGACCACGAACACAAAGCCAUCCAUUCCACUCGAAAAUAAAAUUCAUAUCCUUGUGCCGCCUUGUUAUAUCCUCUGUAUGUCUUACAGCGAGCUGUAAUAGAAUCUGAAGAUUCAGAGCUGGUAUUAACUUCAUCAGUGACUGUGGUGCCUAGAACUAGUUAGUUGAAUCAAAUGUGUGAACCAACAUUAUUUUGUUGACCUUCAAAUAAGGAAUGCUUGCGAUAAUACAAGAUACACGGGUCCUCUUCUUGAUAUUCUUGAAAAUCACAGCAAAGAGUAACACCAGACUAGGUGAAUUCUAAAUGAAGUAAAGAAAUAGUUUGAUACAAGGGACGAUAGAUCAAACUCUUUUGUUUGAUAUUUUUGUUUCAGGUUGCUUUUGAGCCGCAUUUUAUUAUAAAUUGAUUCAGUAGAGGAUAGGCAUCCUUGGUGGGGCAACCGUGAAAGGAAUUAGUCGAAUUCGGGUAACUUAGUCCCAAGCUGAUUCACCAGCGCCUCCCCCGACAAAAAUAUAUUUUGUUAUCAUGAAACCGAGGUAUGGUUCAAAAAAUGGCGCCCUCUAAUGCCAUGCGCAGUGAACAUUUCGUAGCCGACAUUUUGUUCCAGAGGAGGAUGUUUAGUUCUGCGAAGAAAUGGGUUUGAAGGAAAGCGAACUCCGCGUUCUAGCCAUACUUGGCCUGGUUAUUUUAACACUUUGGUCAUUGUUCGGUUUAUUUUGGAGCCUUCUUCUUGUUUUCACGUUUCUGAUCUACGCGUACAACUUCGGAAGACAUCGAGCGGGAAAUACUCGACGUGAACCCGAAGAGAGAGACUCCGAACAUGAUUUGAGUUACCAGGAGAAGUUGCACAGUACUUACCAGGAACCUCCAGAUUUGCCGUUCACCGGCUUGCCGAGGGAAAAGAUUUCCCUUAGGUCACCCAUGCCAUUGCUGUCCGAAGUUACAAAGAGGCUAAGUUUUAACACGAGCACUACCACACCUUUUCAAGGAAGAAACUCUUGGCACAACAGAGAGCUUGUACCAACUCCUUAUCCAUCCAGAGGGAAUGCCUUCACUUAUCGCCGUAAACCAAAACACUUCAGCCUGUUGAACCCUGCACUCCAGAGACCCUCUACUGUUAAGAUUGCAUCACCUGAUGUCACGGUUAAUAGAACGUUUACACUAUCUAAUAGUCCUUUGAAGAAAGCAACAGAUGAUUGGAACCCAUGCAGUCGAGUCACAGUCCUCUCUGCACUCAAAGAAAGCAGAAAGAGGAGUUUAGUUGUUGAGGAUGAGGAGGACGAGUUGAUGAGGCCAACAAAGAGGAGAGAUACCAAACCAGUUGACUCUCACCUAUUUGGCAGUCCCUUGUUUGCAAGCCGUAAAAGAGUAGCCAUCCUAGAAAGUACCAAGACAACAGAUGAGAACUUCAAUAAAAAGAGCAAGGUCAUAAGUCAUAGUGAUUCAUCUGAAAUGUUACCUAGUCAAACACCUGUACAGAAGGACUCUGUUGUACAAAAGAGAAAGAAUAGGGACAGUGGGACAGAAAUAACAAAUGUAAGUGCAGCAAUGUCCAGUUUCUUGUUAACUGUGAUCAAACUCUUUCAUUUGAGUACAUUAAAAAAAUACCGGUAUAUAUGUAUAAAGUUUGAUAAUAUAACUUUGAUCAAAAAGGUUUGACUAACAGUGACUCUGUGAGCUACAAGUGAAUAUGUGAAAUGUCAUAUAUUUGAACUGCAGAAAAAGAUAUGAAAACAUGAUUGAUCAUUGCAGUCAUAAGUUGUAAAAUUAAAGCCAGAAAAAAUUCAGACUUGAACAGAACACUGUUAAUUAGCGCUGAGAACAUGAGUAGUUCUGACUGUCCAUUCCAUAGGGUAGUUUUUGUCUUAAUCGUUUUCCUUUAAG